Molecule: messenger RNA, 659 nt
Organism: Vicia villosa (hairy vetch)
Lineage: Eukaryota; Viridiplantae; Streptophyta; Magnoliopsida; Fabales; Fabaceae
Product: copper transporter 5.1-like
Exons: 1
Coding region: 90-521 (143 amino acids)
Biological process (GO): intracellular copper ion homeostasis; copper ion transmembrane transport
Cellular component (GO): plasma membrane
Molecular function (GO): copper ion transmembrane transporter activity
Source: RefSeq, a predicted model, not a curated record
AAGAAUCAAUAGAAGAAAAGAAAGCAACAGAAUUUUUUUUUGUGGUUCAAUCAAACCCUUCGAAGUUCAAAAAAAAAAAGUGAGCGAAGAUGAUGCACAUGACCUUCUAUUGGAGCAAAAAAGUAACUCUCCUCUUCGAUUCAUGGAAAACCGAUUCAUGGACGGGUUACAUCACGAGUCUACUCGCUUGUCUCAUCGUCUCCAUCUUCUACCAGUUGCUCGAGAAUCGCCGUAUUCGCCUCAAGCUCUUGGCCUCCGGGAAGCCGUUUCCGGCGCAGAUCGAAGCGCCUCUUCUACGACGGACGUUCGCCGGAAGUGGAGCUAAGUUAGGCGUGAGAGUCGCCGGAGCGGUUCUGUUCGGGUUGAGCUCGGCGAUCGGGUAUUUCUUGAUGUUGGCUGUUAUGUCGUUUAACGGCGGCGUGUUUAUAGCGAUUGUCGUUGGUCUUGCGAUUGGUUAUUUGUUGUUCAGGAGUGAUGGGGAAGAUUCUGUUGUGGCUGAUAGUUCUUGCGCAUGUGCUUGAUUUCAGUUUCUUGUUAUGAUUAUUGCUAUUUUGCUACUGUUUUAGAUCUGGUGUUUUGGAUUAUGAUAUGUUAUGUAUGUUUAUGCAGUUGUUGUAAUUAACUAAUUAUAUUUUAUCAAUAAGUUAUUGUUAUCGCAA